AUGCAGACCUUCAUUGUGAAGUGGCUCCCUCUCGUUGCAGGCGACUUGUUCAGUUACGGGGAGACGACUGUCACCUACGUCGCCUACGACGCCGCCAACAACACAGCUAUAUGCACCUUCACCGUCUACGUGCUGCGUUUCUACUGCGAGAAAGUGGCGGCACCCAAGUACGGCCUCGCCGCCUUCAGCGAGUGGGACUACGGUCGCUUCGCCGUCAUCACCUGCCUUGACCCGAUGAACUACGCGUUCCCGAGCCUGCCUCCGCCAUUCUACGCGUGCGGACGCGAGGGCAGCUGGGACCCACAGCAUCCCAACGAUCCGUUCACGUUCCCCGCAUGCUCGCGUGAGUAA
This is a messenger RNA of Priapulus caudatus, 351 nucleotides long. RefSeq lists its product as uncharacterized. NCBI's taxonomy places the organism in Eukaryota, Metazoa, Priapulida, Priapulimorpha, Priapulimorphida, Priapulidae. The record is from RefSeq and is a predicted model, not a curated record. The transcript is spliced from 3 exons. Bases 1 to 351 code for a protein of 116 amino acids.